Molecule: messenger RNA, 243 nt
Organism: Staurois parvus
Lineage: Eukaryota; Metazoa; Chordata; Amphibia; Anura; Ranidae
Source: the annotation of a GenBank genome assembly
UGAGCAAUGUAUAAUGGCAUCAUGGUUGCCUCUUGCAAACAGUCAUAAACAGGGUCAUAAACAGGGGUGGACUGACAACUCAUGGGGCCCCCAGGCAAUAGGGAUCAUGGGGCCCCUGUGUCCUUAGCCAAACUCAAAAAAGCCUAUGAAAAAGGUACCAGGGGCAUCUCAUGGGGCCCCCUACUGACCCUGGGCCCUCGGGCAGUGCCUGAGUUUCCAAAUGGUCAGUCCGCCCCUGGUCAU